GCUUGUUCGUCAGGAAUGAAGCGACCUUCAUGCUUGGAGAAUGGGUUGCUUCCGUGCUUGACAUCGGUUCGCAAAAGCAAGUGCUGAUCCCGUGCAAACACAUCAUCUUCUUCUGCAUUUUCUUCCCCAUCUGUGCGUGAAAGCUUCUUCCUUGGCAAAGGGUCAGUUUGCGGUCCCAAAUUCACAUUUGGACGGCACUUAUGCAUUCCCUAUUUGAUGCAGCCGACUACAAAAGAGAAAUGGCAGAAAAGGAUGAGGACUUGCAGAUCCCGAGGGAUGCCAAAAUCAUCAAAUCCCUACUGCAGUCAAUAGGCAUUGAGGAGUAUGAACCUCGUGUUGUACACCAUAUGUUAGAGCUAUGGUACAAAUAUGCCGGCGAUGUAUUGACGGACGCACAGCUCUACUCAGAGCAUGCUGGCAAGGGUUUAAUCGACUCUGAUGACAUUAAGCUUGCAAUUCAGUCAAGGGUCAACUUCACCUUCUCGCAACCGCCUCCACGAGGGGUCCUACUAGAGUUGGCAAAAAACAGAAACAAGAUUCCAUUACCCAGAACAGUGGCAGGACCUGGAACCCUCCUCCCACCUGAACUAGACACGCUGAUUUUCCCAAAUUACCAGCUUGCAAUUCCAGAGAAGCAAUCUUUGGAAGAACUAGAGCAGGAUGAAGUAGCCAAGCUCAAUCCAUCUCUAGAGCAUAGCACGGAGUCGGUGCAGCAUACCCAUCAGAGAGUCUCAUUUUCCCUUUCUAAGCAAACUAAGUGAACAAUGUAUCAUUGUGCAACUGAAUGUUGUAGAGGAUGUUCAGCAGAACUACUGUGUGGUUGGGUUGGCUAUCAAUUUUAACUAAGGCGUUAGCCUUUUGGUUUGCA
This is a messenger RNA of Syzygium oleosum, 868 nucleotides long. Its product is annotated as transcription initiation factor TFIID subunit 9-like. Gene Ontology annotation, cellular component: SAGA complex; transcription factor TFIID complex. The transcript has 3 exons. Bases 201 to 761 code for a protein of 186 amino acids. Gene Ontology annotation, biological process: RNA polymerase II preinitiation complex assembly; DNA-templated transcription initiation. NCBI's taxonomy places the organism in Eukaryota, Viridiplantae, Streptophyta, Magnoliopsida, Myrtales, Myrtaceae. Gene Ontology annotation, molecular function: RNA polymerase II general transcription initiation factor activity; transcription coactivator activity; protein heterodimerization activity. The record is from RefSeq and is a predicted model, not a curated record.